AUAUGAUUGGAUGCACCCGGCAGCCAAGCCAUCUUCUCUCUGUUUCAUCCCGUCCCAUUCUCCACUCCAACGCAAACACAAACACAACAACAGAAACAGAACAGACAAAGCCAAAACAAUCACGCGACGCGACAACAACAACAACAUUCUAUUCAGCCUAAAAACUCACGUGACAAUUCUUCUUCUUCUUUAAACAAAAAAAAAAAAAACAAACAAUAUUCCUUUUCUUUUCCCCUUUCUCUUUUCCUAGGGUUCCCAAAUCCAAUUUCAUUCAUUCAUUCCUUCUCUCCGAACCGGAAUGGAAGCUAUAAUCUCCGAUCCAAGCCCGGUUCGGGUCAAGAGAAAAACCCUACAAACCGUAUUGGAACAGUGUCAGCGAGCCCUUGAACUCAUCAACGCUUCUUCCGAUGACGAUGAAGACGACGACGUUUCUGUUUCUAAUGAUGAACCUCUCCCUUCUACACGACCUGAUCCAGAAGCUGAUCAGUUGUGUGACUUGCUCAAAUCUAGGCUUGAAUGCCCUGAUUUCCUUGAGAAGUUAGAGUGUGCACAGGCGUCGGUUUAUCAGAACACAGUUGAAGAAGGUAAUUCUUGGGAUUUGAUCAGUGAGAAUGAUCUUUGGGAAGGUGAUGACUCUGAAGAAGAAGAUUAUGUUCUUGUUAGACAAGAUGAUAUAGUGGAUGGGAUUGCUUGCUUUAUGGCUGCAUAUUUGUUAUCCCUUAAGAAAACCAAGGAUUUGACUCCAAGUCAACUCCAGGAUGCGCUCAGCAAGACAUUUUCUGUUAAAAAGAAAAAGGGAAAACUUCGAAAGGCCUGGGAUGGGAGCAAAGUUAUUUAUAAUGUUGCAUCAUGGGGGGCUACAGCCAUUGGAAUAUAUCAAAACCCUGUUAUUCUAAGGGCUGCAACUAAAGCAUUCUGGACUUCUUGUCAAGUGAUAUCAAAGCUACUCUGAUAUGUCAAUGCAGCUUGGAGAAACAUUGUGAUAUAGUAAUUUAACUGUUGUACUUUGCUUGUGCUGCUGCAAUUCAGUUUGGCUUUCCAGUCCAGUUUGAUGUAUAGUUUCAAUUUGUUUGCACCACAGAUCAAUUGAUCUAAAUGUAGUUUGAUUUCGAUCUUGUAAAUAUCUCUAUUCAAAAAUUCCGAGUGCAAUUCAGAUUCACUAUUCAAGCCUCAAACAUAACCUUUCACUAUUCA
Trifolium pratense (red clover) is the source of this 1194-nucleotide messenger RNA. RefSeq lists its product as uncharacterized. The record is from RefSeq and is a predicted model, not a curated record. The transcript has 6 exons. The coding region runs from base 299 to 952 and encodes 217 amino acids. Lineage: Eukaryota; Viridiplantae; Streptophyta; Magnoliopsida; Fabales; Fabaceae.